This is a messenger RNA of Pipistrellus nathusii (Nathusius's pipistrelle), 1314 nucleotides long. The record is from the annotation of a GenBank genome assembly. NCBI's taxonomy places the organism in Eukaryota, Metazoa, Chordata, Mammalia, Chiroptera, Vespertilionidae.
AUGCAGUGCUGGUCCCCCAAACCCUGCAUACGCGACGUAGCAAUUGCCGCCAUGCUUAAAGCUGUGAUCCUGAUUGGAGGCCCUCAAAAGGGGACUCGCUUCAGACCUUUGUCUUUUGAGGUGCCCAAACCCCUAUUUCCCGUGGCAGGGGUCCCUAUGAUUCAGCACCACAUUGAGGCCUGUGCCCAGGUCCCCGGGAUGCAGGAAAUUCUGCUCAUUGGCUUCUACCAACCUGAUGAGCCACUUACCCGGUUCCUAGAAGCUGCACAGCAAGAGUUUAACCUUCCGGUCAGGUACCUGCAGGAAUUUGCCCCUCUGGGCACAGGAGGUGGUCUCUACCACUUCCGGGAUCAGAUCCUGGCUGGGGGCCCUGAGGCCUUCUUCGUGCUCAACGCUGAUGUUUGCUCCGACUUCCCCUUGAGCUCUAUGUUGGCUGCCCACAGACACCAGCCUCACCCUUUCUUGCUCCUGGGCACCACGGCUAACAGGACACAGUCCCUCAACUAUGGCUGCAUUGUAGAGAAUCCACAGACACAUGAGGUCCUGCACUAUGUGGAGAAACCCAGCACGUUUGUUAGUGACAUCAUCAACUGCGGCAUCUAUCUCUUUUCCCCGGAAGCCCUGAAGCCCCUUCGGGAUGUCUUCCAGCGCAAUCAGCAGAACGGGCAACUGGAGGACUCUUCAGGCCUGUGGCGGGGGGCAGGCACCAUCCGCCUGGAGCAGGACGUGUUCUCAGCCCUGGCUGGGCAGGGCCAGAUCUACGUGCACCUUAAUGACGGUAUCUGGAGCCAGAUCAAGUCUGCAGGCUCGGCCCUCUAUGCCUCCCGCCUCUAUCUGGGUCAGUACCAGCUCACUCACCCCGAACGCCUGGCUAAGCACAGCCCAGGGGGGCCGCGGAUCCGAGGAAACGUUUACAUCCACCCAACGGCUAAGGUGGCCCCAUCAGCUGUGCUGGGCCCCAACGUCUCCAUUGGGGAGGGGGUGACCGUGGGCGAGGGUGUGCGGCUCCGAGAGAGCAUUGUCCUCCAUGGAGCCACGCUGCAGGAGCAUACAUGUGUGCUGCACAGCAUUGUGGGCUGGGGGAGCACGGUGGGGCGCUGGUCCCGCGUGGAGGGUACCCCCAAUGACCCCAAUCCCAACGACCCCCGGGCCCACAUGGACAGUGAGAGCCUCUUCAAGGACGGGAAGCUGCUGCCUGCCAUCACCAUCCUGGGCUGCCGCGUCCGGAUCCCUGCUGAGGUGCUCAUCCUGAACUCGAUUGUUCUGCCACACAAGGAGCUGAGCCGAAGUUUUACCAACCAGAUCAUCCUCUGA